AUGGAGAAAGAAGAUACAUAUUCAGAUAUGAAAGACAAGGGUGCUGCACUGAGAAAGCAGGAGGGAAGGAGACACACAGGGAAGAAGUUCCUGGAGUGUGGAAAAAGCUUCAGUCACAGUUCAAACCUUACUUCCCAUAAAAGAAUUCACACAAGGGAGAAAUCAUAUAAAUGCCUGGAGUGUGGAAAAAGCUUCAGUGAGAGUGGAAGCCUUACUUCCCAUCAAAGAAUUCACACAGGGGAGAAACCAUAUGAAUGCCUGGAGUGUGGAAAAAGCUUCCAUAAGCAUUCACAUAUUACUUCCCAUCAACGAACUCACACAGGGGAGAAACCAUAUGAAUGCCUGGUGUGUGGGAAAAGGUUCAGUCAGUGUUCAAACCUUACUUCCCAUCAAAGGAUUCACACAGGGGAGAAACUAUAUAAAUGCCUGGUGUGUGGAAAGAGCUUCAGUGAGCGUCGAAUCCUUACUGGCCAUCAAAGAAUUCACACAGGGGAGAAACCAUAUGAAUGCCUGGUGUGUGGGAAAAGCUUCAGUCGGAGUUCAAACCUUACUACCCAUCAAAGGAUUCACACAGGGGAGAAACCAUAUAAAUGCCUGGAGUGUGGAAAAAGCUUCAGUGAUAGUGGAAACCUUAAUAUUCAUUGGAGGAUUCACACAGGGGAGAAACCAUAUACAUGCCUGGAGUGUGGGAAAAGCUUCAGUCGGAAUGACAGUCUUACUUCCCAUCAAAGGAUUCACACAGGAGAGAAACCAUAUAAAUGCCUGGAGUGUGGGAAAAGCUACAAAUUCAGUGGAAGCCUUACUACCCAUCACAGGAUUCAUACAGGGGAGAAACCAUAUAAAUGCCUGGUGUGUGGAAAGAGCUUCAGUGAGUGUGGAAUCCUUACUGUCCAUCAAAGAAUUCACACAGGGGAGAAACCAUAUAAAUGCCUGGAGUGUGGAAAAAGCUUCCGUGAUAGAGGAAACCUUACUUCUCACCAACGAACUCACACAGGGGAGAAGCCGUGUCAAUGUCUGGAAUGUGGGAAAAGCUUCAGUCAGAGACAGUACCUUACUAUCCAUCAACGAACUCACACAGGGGAGAAACCAUUUAAAUGUCUGCAGUGUGGAAAAAGCUUCAGUGACAAUGGAAGCUUUACUUCUCAUCGAAGGAUUCACACAGGGGAGAAACCAUAUAAAUGCCUGGAGUGUGGGAAAAGCUUCCGUAAGAGUUCACACCCUUUGGAACAAAGCUGCAACUUUUUCCAAAGGCAAUUGUCACAAAGACAGCCCAAUACCAUGCAUUUUUCAGCGUUGCAGGAAAUAAUGAACAGUUUUCCACAGGACAAUAUCAGUGCGCAAACAAGCAGUGAUGCUCCAGAUCAGCUGCAGGUCGAGCUCAUUGAGCUGCAUUGUGACAGCUAG
This is a messenger RNA of Euleptes europaea (tarantolino), 1404 nucleotides long. RefSeq names its product zinc finger protein 501-like. Gene Ontology annotation, molecular function: RNA polymerase II cis-regulatory region sequence-specific DNA binding; DNA-binding transcription factor activity, RNA polymerase II-specific. The coding region runs from base 1 to 1404 and encodes 467 amino acids. Gene Ontology annotation, biological process: regulation of DNA-templated transcription. Lineage: Eukaryota; Metazoa; Chordata; Lepidosauria; Squamata; Sphaerodactylidae. The record is from RefSeq and is a predicted model, not a curated record. The transcript is spliced from 4 exons.